This is a messenger RNA of Drosophila hydei, 1494 nucleotides long. RefSeq names its product shugoshin-like. The record is from RefSeq and is a predicted model, not a curated record. The transcript is spliced from 2 exons. Lineage: Eukaryota; Metazoa; Arthropoda; Insecta; Diptera; Drosophilidae. Bases 71 to 1237 code for a protein of 388 amino acids.
CAAUAUAUCACAUCAAAUCGUAUUUUAAAUAUUAUUAUUAUUAUAGUCAUCGAUAAUAUUAUUGACAUCGAUGCCAAAACUCAAAGCACUUAAAGUUUACAAAAUGGAAGAAUACAAAUUACUAAACGCUGAACUAAUGGAUUAUGUGCAAUCUCAGCGAAUAACUAUUGCUGAAAUGCUAAAAACCGAAGUCGUACUCAAAAAGCAGCUGCAGGAAGAACGCGAAACACGCUUGGCUGAUGCUCAAUACAAUGAACAGAAACUGAAAUGCGCGAUCAGGACACUGCUUCAUUCCUUAGACAUAAAUUUAGAUAGAAACGACGAUUCCCUUUCAUUCCAAUCAUCAAAAGCAUCAGACAAUGUCAGGACCAGCUUAUAUACCGGUAGCCAGGCUUCUUCGGGGCUGCGUCGUUCGAGUGAAAUACUUCGAAGAACUUUGAUGGUAUCACCUAUCAGAAGGAGUCGGACUAGCGUCUUAAGCUCUAACAACUCACAGGAUGAGGAAAGCGAAAAAGCCACGGCUACAGCGAGUCCCUGCAAUGGAAAAGUGGCAAUCGUAAGAAAAACACCAGAGCCACGACAUUUGAUUGAGCUGCAAGCAAACAUGAGCUCCCCAGAGGUCCAAGAAAUAGAUUCACCUAAGCAGUUGUCAAUUUCUGUCUGUCAUAUGUAUUCCAUAAUUGAAGAAAGCGAUAGUGAAGCAUCAGACUCUAGCAUGAUGCUAUCGCCGUCGCCACUGCCCGAUCGGACCAAAGAUAACCAAAGAACAGUUAUGCUAAUUCCAAGGGUGGAAAUCACAAAAGAUCGGGAUCCAUCGCCAAUCGUGCAAAAUGAGAUAAAGAAAUAUAACUUACGGCAAACAAAUAUUACAAAAAUGCUUCGAAAUCAUGAAACAAACGUCGCCAAUCAGGAGCCAAGGUCACCAAUGCAGUUGACAUUGCCGUACGCAUCCAUAAAUGCAGAUGCACUUACACCGCGACGAGCCCUGGAGGACAUGACUAAUCGAUCAGUAGACUACAGUACUCCGCAUCGGGACAAAGAAACUUCAAUUACGAAACGGAACUUUGCCUCUAUAAAAGCUAAAGCAGUAUCUUCAAAAUUAAGCAAUAUAAGCCAGACUGAGGAAUCUAUUUUGGAAAACUCCAUGGUUAAUCGUCCCAGGCGUGCAUGUCGGCCACGAUCCCUCAAGGAACCUAACUGUCGUGAUAAACUUCGAAGCCAAACGCAAUCCAAGUAACGAUAAGUUAUUUACUCAAAAUACCAUAUGUUCAUGUUCCUAUUUAAAUUGAGCCUUUACACUCGAAACACUAUAAGUUAAACUAGUUAAUAGUAAUUUAUAUAAAAAUAUCAGUUUGAAAGUGUAUAGUCGAUGUGGAUAGAUUUAGUUAAGCAAGAGUUCAUAUGUCCAGUUUGGGGGUUUUUGUCUUUGUCACUGCCACAAUGAAAGUUUGCGUUGUACGUUAAAACUAUAUGAAACGUUAAUUAUUUAUCAUU